Molecule: messenger RNA, 12392 nt
Organism: Pipra filicauda (Wire-tailed manakin)
Lineage: Eukaryota; Metazoa; Chordata; Aves; Passeriformes; Pipridae
Gene: SLC35F5
Product: solute carrier family 35 member F5
Exons: 16
Coding region: 3154-4596 (480 amino acids)
Biological process (GO): regulation of peptide transport
Cellular component (GO): membrane
Source: RefSeq, a predicted model, not a curated record
GUGUGUGUGUGUGUGUGUGUGUGUGUGUGUGUGUGUGUGUGUGUGUGAGACUCGGUGCCGCCGCCCCUCGGCCCCGUCCGCCUGUGACAGCGGUGCGGGGAAGGCGCUCUGCGCUCCCCUCCUCGGGCAGCCCCUGCCCGGGAUAGAGGGGGUGUGUACGGAGGGGUCCCGCUCUGCCCAGAGCCAGCGUGUGGCAGGAGCAGGGAAGUGAUUCCGCCCUGAACUCGGCACUGGAGAGGCCGCACCUCGAGUGCUGUGCCCAGUCCGUCACCUCUUACUGCAGGAAAGGCACUGAGGAGCUGGAGAGAGUCCGGAGAAGGGCAACGGAGCUGCUGAAGGGUCUGGAGCACAAGUCCUCUGAGGAGCAGCUGAGGGAGCUGAGCGGAGGAUCAGCCUGGAUAAGAGGAGGCUCAGAGGCGACCUUAUUGCUCCCUACAAUUUCCUGACGGGAGGUUUUAGCCGACUGGGGGUCGGGCUCUUCUCCCGGCCAGCCAGUGACAGGACGAGAGAACACAGUCUUAAGUUGUGCCAUUGGAGGUUUAAGUUGGACAUUUGGAAGACAUUCUUCACAGAAAGGAUGAUUAAACACUGGAAUGGGCUGCCCAGGGAGGUGAUGGAGUCACCGUCCCUGGAAGUGUUUAAGGAAAGAUUGGAUGUGGCACUCAGUGCCAUAUUCUGUUUGACACGGUGGUAUUUGAUCAUAGGUUGGAUUUGAUGAUCUCAGGGGUGUUUUCCAACCUGAUGGAUUCAUUGAUUCUGCGCUGGCACCGCUGUCCUGCCUCUCCUGGGGUGUGGGGGGGGUCUGUGCACCCCCUGCUUGGGCUGCAGCUCUCUUUGCUCCAGUGGUCUCUGGUAUUUUAGCUGCAAGUGCAGGAUACUUAUCUUUCCUCUUCCAAGAUCCCAAGGGCUUGAUCCACAUUUCUUUCUCCUCAGGCAUCCACUUUUCUCUAAGUGCAUUAAGGAGACUUACUCAUUUCCUUCCCUCUCUUCCCGCUACUUUCCCCCAAAGAUACCAGUGACAGGAAGGAAGGAGGAGACCCUCCCUUAACUCUGAGUGUGGUGAUUCUGCCGAUUUCUUCUGUGCCUGGAGGGCUCAGCUUUCAGCUGCCAGUGUCCCGUUGAAAGCUGCCCUGCUGGUCCUUAUCAGGGAUACGUGGCUGUAUAUCCUGUGACAAAGCAGAUAUGUUUAGUCCUUGCCCUAGACAAGAUUAGAUCUGCAGCAUGUGAAAGGGAUGUCAUAUGUAAUCCUCAGCUGAUGUUAAAUAUAUAGCUACUGGUGGCUCGAGAUUGCCUGGUACGUGGUAACACCUUGGCAGCUUGACAUGGGGUUUUUUCUUCUGAUGUUCCUGGACGAGCAGGAGAAGGAGGUCAGUGUCAGUUCCAUUGUCAGCUUUCACUCUGCAGACCUGAAACUUGUGUGUUUCUAACUCAGUGCGGUCCGAGUUGUUCGUGUCCGACGGUCACAGCCUUGCUGGGGUGACAUGAGAACGAACUGAGAACUGUGUGCUUGGAUACUCUGGUAGCUGGUAAAGACUCUGAAGUAUGCAAUAGGUUAAUAUUUUGUGUUACUAGUUCUAUGUAAGAAACGUUGUUUCAUGAAUUUUGGGUAAGUACUGGAUAGGAAGCUUGAAUUUCAGGUGUUCUUUUUAUCCUUAGAUACCAGGAUCCAGCUGUGCCAUGACAGUUUGACAGUAUAACUGUUACAUUGUGUAGUGCCAGAUUCCUAAAAUGUCUCUUUAUGUUAAGCUAAAUUCUCUUGUUUUGGUAAUACAAUUAACGUCCUUUCUGUUCAAACUUUGGUGUUGUAUAACUUUUUACUUAGCUAGGAACAGCGAUCUCUUGUUGCAGUACUCAAUACUGGCAUGGAAAACUUGGCUUCUUGUUUUCUGGAUCUUUUGCUUCACUAUAUUUUAAAGAUCCUACAGGAAACUUUCUUUGAGUAAAAAUGACAGGGCUGUAGUGAAUGUAAUAGUUGUGUUGCAUAAGGCUCAGCUUUCCACCUCUCCUGGAGAUUCUUGCCUUUUUUCUCAUCUCGUGACACCCUUUUUAGUGGAGGUCAGGGCUGUGUUAGAUUAACAUUGAUUUAAUGUACAUUUCCUAUAGGUGUAAAAUGAGUUUACUUUCAGAUUUUUUCUGGUUGGAGUGAAAGCAGUGUCUCUGUUUAUCUUAUCUCAAAAGUAAUCAAAUGUGAAACAAGAAUCACCUGAUGACAGCACAUGUCAAAGGGGGGAGGAGGUUGUAUCCUAGAACUGGUAUUAUUGGAGCAGCUGGUAUAACUGGAAAAACCAAACCCAUUUCUUCUGUAUGCAAGCCUUAUCUUGUAUGUUGUCUUUCGAAUUGUAUAUGAAAUAAUCUUGAGUAAAUACAAGGAAGAAUUUCAAGUUGACUUGCUCGCACCAUGGUUUGUGACUGAGCUGCUGUUCUCGGUCUCUUGUCAUUCUUGUUAUGUACUCUUUGAUUUUUUUAUUUUUCUUUUGGGGCAGGAGGGGCUGUAUUUUCCUCAUAGAACAGCCAGAUGCAAUACUUCUGUUUUGCAAUUAUUUGGCAGUUCUCUGGCUUAUAAUGUUCUCUUCCCUAACUGUCAAUGCAAUAGAAGUGAUUUCAUAAUUUGUGAGUUUCAUGUGAUUUUUCUUUUUUUUGGGUGGAACUUUUAAUGUGGAAAAGUGAUAAUCUGCACAAAGAAAUAUUUAAUGCUAUUAAAAUAAGAUUACACAUGAAGUGUCAAUGAUGCAGUUAUACAUUCUGCCCUCAGAGGUUGCUUGUUGCAUGUUUGGAACAGCAGAGUUUGACAGGCUGCUGAGCCUGGUGGCUUUAGUGCAAUCAUCUAUGUGAACAUACAUUGUAGACUACAUAAUGAGACCAUUUCUUGUAUUUUUUUUGGUAUCAUAAAUUAAAGCAGUGACUCUGCUUACAUGAUCUAAAAUACUGCAACAUUUUAAAACCAAAGUAGAGUGUCAUGACAAGAAAUGUUAAGUAUAUUUUUAAUUUUUUUUUUCAGAUCUUCAUGUAACUGGCUUAAAAAUGGUUCCACAAGAUGACAGCACCAAAUCUAAGACUGUGGAAAUGGAGACUAUCUUCACUUUGACAUGAUGUGUGAAGCUUUUUAGUCAGCAUUUUUUCUUUCUCUUUUACUGUUAUUGUGAAAGGUUACAAAUGGUGUGGGUUUUUAUCAUGAACCGAAUGAGCUCCCAGAGCAGUUCAUCCGCUCAGCGUCGGCGACUGGCUCUGGGAAUCGUCAUCCUCCUCCUCGUUGAUGUGAUAUGGGUUGCCUCUUCAGAACUCACUUCUUAUGUUUUUACAAAGUACAACAAACCUUUUUUCAGUACGUUUGCAAAAACAUCCAUGUUUGUUCUAUACCUCUUGGGAUUUAUUGUUUGGAAACCAUGGAGGCAACAGUGUACUCGUGGGUUUCGUGGAAGGCAUACAGCCUUUUUUGCAGAUGCUGAAGGUUAUUUUGCUGCUUGUACAACAGAUAACACUGUAAACAGUUCUCUGAGUGAACCUUUAUAUGUUCCUGUAAAGUUUCAUGACUUGCCAACUGAAAAAAAUGGCAGUAAUAAUAGUGAUGCAGAGAAAACUCCCAAAAAGCCUCGUGUAAGGUUCAGUAAUAUUAUGGAGAUCCGACAGCUCCCAUCAAGCCAUGCAUUGGAAGCCAAGUUGUCUCGCAUGUCAUAUCCAACAGUUAAGGAGCAGGAAUCAAUAUUAAAAACUGUAGGAAAACUCACUGCAACUCAAGUAGCAAAAAUUAGCUUUUUCUUUUGCUUUGUGUGGUUCUUGGCAAAUUUCUCUUACCAAGAAGCUCUGUCAGAUACCCAAGUUGCCAUAGUUAAUAUCUUGUCAUCAACCUCUGGGCUUUUUACAUUAAUCUUAGCUGCAGUCUUUCCCAGUAACAGUGGAGAUCGGUUUACCCUGUCCAAAUUAUUAGCUGUUAUUUUAAGCAUUGGUGGUGUGGUACUUGUUAACCUUUCUGGAUCUGAAAAAUCUACUGGAAAAGAUACAAUAGGUUCCCUGUGGUCUCUUGUAGGAGCAAUGCUAUAUGCUGUGUACAUAGUAAUGAUAAAAAGGAAAGUAGAUAGAGAAGAUAAACUUGACAUACCAAUGUUCUUUGGUUUUGUAGGGCUGUUCAAUCUGUUGCUGCUGUGGCCAGGGUUCUUCCUGCUUCACUAUACCGGGUUUGAAGCAUUUGAGUUUCCCAACAAACUGAUAUGGAUGUGCAUUGUCAUUAAUGGCCUUAUUGGAACAGUUCUGUCAGAGUUCCUCUGGCUGUGGGGCUGCUUUCUUACCUCAUCACUGAUCGGCACACUUGCUCUAAGCCUUACAAUACCUCUGUCCAUCAUAGCUGACAUGUGCAUGCAGAAGGUGCAGUUUUCCUGGUUAUUUUUUGCAGGGGCAGUACCUGUAUUUUUUUCUUUUUUCAUUGCAACCCUCUUAUGUCACUAUAACAACUGGGAUCCGGUGAUGGUGGGAAUCAGAAGAGUUUUUGCCUUUAUCUGUAGAAAACAUCGAAUUCAGAGAAUACCAGAAGAAAGUGAGCAGUGUGAAAGCCUCAUUCCUAUGCAUAGUGUUUCACAAGAUGGAGAAAGUUGCUGUUCAUAGGCAAAAGUUUAAAAAUGGAAUGAUGCCCAGCGAAGAGACAAUCUUCUGGAAAAGUCCCUAAGGAGUCAUGUUUCAGUGCCUAUUCUGAAUUUGUAGUAAAAAUAAGAAGUUUCAGUUCUUUUGAAACUCUAAACUUUUCCUCUUUCUUGCUUUCAUCUGAUUUUAUAAAUGAACAAAGUUACUCUAUGCCUAUCACCAUAGGGAGUCUUAGUCCAUCUGAGCAACCAACCUGCCUUAUAACACUUGAGCUGGUGACAUUACUUGACAAAAUCAAGAAAGCAAAUGCUGUUAAGUGAUUUCUUUCUUUUUUUAACUCAUGAUUUUGUUAAAUGCUGGACAAUAUUGUUUUUAAAAGAUACUUUCAAGUGAGUUAUGUAAAUAAGUUUGCAGGUCAUCAAAUCUUACAGGCUUUCAGAGGAAAAGCUUAAUAGAUACAUUACCUGUAGUAGGUACAAAUUAAAUUUUUUUAUGUUGUAUAAACUAUUUGCAUAUUAAUAGAGGAAAACAGAAAAAAUAAUUUAUUAAGUGCAUUCUUAUGAUUAUUGAGGCAGGAUCUUUGUACGGUCCUGGAACACUACAGACAUGUUGUCUUAGGCCAUUUUGAGAAGCCUUGUAAUGGCAGUGGGUGCCGAUGUUUAAAAAUCUUGCUGCCCAACAAUCUGGAAUGCUUGAAAUUUCAGUGAAUGGGGAAAUAUUUCUAUUUACAAUACGUUUGGGUGUCCAUUCUCAAAAUCAGUGUUUGUUUUAAGCAGACUGAUUCUGUAACCCAUUCUUACUCCCAGUUACCUCACAGACGUGAAAAUUUUCACGUAUGUAGAUGCCAAGUUGCAAAAGAGGUCAAAUUAAUUGAGGAAAGUUUUCAGUCAGUGGGUUGGCUGCUAGCAAUCUGAAAGGUAAAGGUGUUUGCAUUGAUUUUUCUUUUCCCCUAGUUGUAUUAAUAAAUUUAUUCUAAAACUGGUAAUUUUCCUUAUAACCUAUAUCUUCCUUCCACUGCAGUGUUUCUAUCCUCUUUAAUUCUGAGAAGCUAUUAUAAUUAUAUUCAGGAAUAUUUGAAAUUAAUCAGUGCCAUUUUCCAACUUCUGACCUAUAAGACAGAUCAAAGUUAAUUUUGGCUUUUGAUGGAUUUUAUUUUUAUAUAAUGAAUGUCGGAUGGAUUUUUAGCCAGCAGUAUUCUCUUCCACAUAACAAGGUAGGGUAAUGUGGGGUAUUUCUACUGUCCUUCCACACAAAUACAGAAGGAUGAUAUAGCAGAAAUGCCUUUUCAUGUUUUGGCACUCAGUAAUGAUCAUUCCAAAAGAAAUUUUGGUCUUUUGGUGAUAAAACUACUAUAUGAGAGAGAAUGCAGGAAAGCAAUAUGCUUAGCUGUACAUUUAUAGAAGAAUUCUAGCCAGCAGCUAGAAUUUAAGAGAAAGAAGAAAAAAUGGACCUGGGUGCUAUUCUGUUCAAAUAUUUUACCUUUAUCAUUUUUUUCCUUCCCAUUUUUAAUACUGGAUUGCACUAAAGGUUUUGGUGAUCUGAAGCUUCUUUUUAAGAUGAGAUAGUAAGUCUUUCUCCGGACACUAAAAUAGGAAUUUAAAAAACCUCCAAACCAACCAAAACAAAAUCACAAACCCAAACCAGACAAAAUGUUUAUUCAAUUUAUGUAGACAUUUUGAAAAAUUCCACAUUUAAAUUUCCAAACUCCACAAAUAGAGGGGUUGAAAAUACAGUAUGUUGAAGUAAUUUUACUUUGGUAGUAUUUUCAGGGAUUUUUUCAUAAGUGGAGUUUCCUUAGGUUUUUUGAUUUUUUUGUUUGUUUGGUUUUGGGGUUUUUUUAAAUUAUGACAAGUUACAGGAUGUUAGCUUCAACUUUUUUCCUAGAAGUAAUGUUAAUGCCUACUCACAAUAAAAAGAUAAUGUCUGUUUUCAAUUAAUGAAAUGUUUCAAUAAGAUCCUGACAAAUAUGUAAUACCAGGUAUUAACUCUAAAUUUGGAUCAAUUGGCACUUGUGGAAUCAGUGAACUAAGCCUGGGGAAACUGAGUUUGCUUUCAGAUGGGCAAUGACAGUAUUUUUAGCAAAAUUUUCUAUUACUGUUCUUUGAAAUUGGCCAUACCAAUAGAAUUGGAGCUGCAAUGUAAAAUGGGCAGUUGCUGUUCAUAUUUGCCCUUAUGUUCAUGGUUUAAAGUAAAAGAUCAUCAUAAUCCCCCACAUAUAUGACUGCUGUUAAUUUGCAUUAUUCAUGAGUUUGAGAGGUUAAAAAAAUAAGUACUAAGAGAAUAUUAUUCUGUCUCUGACCCCAGGAAUGUUGAAGAGCGUUCAGUAAACUCAGUCAGGGCCUUCCCACUGUUCUUGUUUUUAACAAAAAUGUGCUAAUUUUUUUUAUAAGAUACAAGAUAUUUUCAUCUCAUGGCACUAAGUAGCUUAAGCAGUGUUUUUGCAUUACAUUACAGUUCUUUAAAGAGUAAGAACAAAGCAAACUGUCCUUCCUGAAAGGAUUUUUAAACAGUGGUGCCCCUGUAGUUACAAGAAACGUGUUACGGUUUUGAUUAUGGAAGCUAUGACAUAUAACAUUGUUCCUGCAUUUAAUAGAAUGUGAUGAUGUUUUUUCUAUAAAAUCUUGUGAUUUUUAGUACAAUAAUAUUUUAUAAAUAUACUGUCUAAUUGGAAAUGUAAAUUGCUUGACUCUCUAAUGGGUGCUUGGUAAAUGCACAAGAGAUUUAGCUUUGAUUCUCAGGUACCUCUGACGAAAUGGAGACGUGCUGGGUUUUUCUUCCUCAUCACACAACUGGAAUGUGAAGGAGCUCUCUCAUCAAUGCUUUACCUCUCUGUGCUGGUGUAAAUUGUCAUUGCUCUUACUGUUUCAAUUUGGGAAUGUCUUUAUCCUGACAUAUUUCUUGUAGGAACCACAUACACUUCAAAAAAACAACAAUUUUUUCUAUGUCUAGCAUUUCUUUGAUUACCAUUAGCAACAGUGAUUUCCCAUAUCUGCAAGAUGGAAAAUGAAUACCAUGUGUUGCUCUGUCAAACAGUUUAACUAAUUCCUGUAAUCAUUUGAAAUAACCAACAAUUCUUCUGUGUGUACAGUUAAGGUUUUGGAGCUGUUUGGUUUUUAUAUAUGAAGGAAAUACUGAUAAUUUGCCAAAUGCUACAGAGCAUGCCUUUGGUGAGUCUAUUUGAUACACAGUGUGCUGCAGUUCAGGACAAAGGAGAAAAAGAAUUUCAGUUUCUCUGGCCACUUUGUGUUAGGUUUCAGUCAUGCUGAAAAUGUGUUCUCUACAAGCUGUAGAUGUAAUGUUAAUUCACCAGUGGACUGAGAGAGAUGCCACAUUGGUACUUAGCAAUUACUUGCAAAGUCUGGGGCACAUGAAUGCUGCUGGAGGCACCAAGGGCCUGAUGUUCCCGUUUCCCAGUGUUCACUGCAUCCUGCUUGUUGGCUUUUGGCCUAUGGAAGUCCCUGUAUGAGGGCAGGGGCUGUACUGUGUGGCUGGCCUGGCUUGCCAUGGAGUUGGGCUGGAGUGGACUGCACACAAACUCAGAAGCAGGGUGGCUGAGGCACUCCUGGGUAUCUCAGUGAGGUGUGGCAGAUGCUGAGGUAUUUUGUGGAAAUAAGAUGUUAAUCAGGGGUGUUGUUUGAACCCUGGGGCUGCAGCUGAUACUUGACCCAGUGUGCUGGUCUGUGUGUGUCAAACCUCCUUGGAACAUACUAACAAAAAUAGGGGAUACUGCAAAUCACUUUCCUUGGUGUGUGCUGCUGUAAUUGUCAUUCCUUUCGCAAUGCUCCUUGUGCCUAGGUACUGCUAUUCACAGCUAUGAUGGCUUUAAAUAAGGUGGCAAAACGAUUUCUUUGUAAUUCUUGUUUCCAUUUCUCUUGGUGUUGAAUGUUAUCGUUCCUAUUCUCUCUUGAAAGAUCUUACUAUCUUAGGGAAAUUAAGUUACUGAGCUACACUAAGCUAUCAGAGGAGGGAGAAAACCAGUUUAAUUUUGUUCAUAGAGUGAAUUUAUGGACACAUAUUCAAAUUUCAUAUGCAAACAGAUAAGGCAGUGUUUGUAAAUUAAGUUAAGAAGUGGCAUGCUCAAAAAAUCAAGAAACAAACUAAUGUUAAUAUCAUAAUGUUGAGUUAUAUGGCUAACUAUAGGAUGGUGCUUCUAAUCAGCUUUCUUAUCUGGAACAAGUUUUGAGUUAGUUACCAUUUCUGUUAUGGCUAUCAUGUGUAAUGCCUGCAAUUUAAUAGUUACGACUCCAGUAGCAUUUCUGUGUUCACUCAAAAACAGUUGUUAUGCAUUAUUUCCCCUAUCUAAUCCAUUAUUUCAUUAAUGCUGUAUUUUGUUUUACAUGAUUAUUGCAGGGCAUGAUUUCUCAGGGAAAUGUGGAUGAUACCAUACGUUGUGAGAGCCGAUAACUAAUUCCUGCUUUUAAAAUUGCUACAAACAUUUCUGAGUUUCACUCAAAACAUUUCACAUUGUGUAGCUUUCAUGUUGAACUUCCUUUAGAUUUAUCAGGUAAAUCGUGAUGAGAAUGUUAAGAACAUUUAAAGGUGUCAAUAAAAUACACUCUGCCCAACAUUUCUUACUGUUUGGAGAAACAUCCGUUCUAAUCCGAUGUUGCAACAUGUGUGGUUUUACUUUGUUGUCCUCUGCGCCAUACAAAUGAAUAGUUACUCUGCUGAUUUUGAAGAUGCACUUCUGGCAUGACAGUGACAUUAACUUUCAGGGUUAGGCAAUACCAUAAUAAUAAUCUGAUUAUGGAGUAGAUCACCGGUAUAAAUCUCUAAUAUAAAUAUAUUCAUUUAUAUAAUCAAAUUUUUACUAAGUCUGUUCACUUUGGGGAUUUUUUUGUUUGUUUUUCCAGUGAAGAUACUUUGUCUAGACUGGGAUUUGAUCCAAAGCCCAAGAGAGUCAUAGACAGCAUUAAUAAAGUAAAACUUUAUUGAAAAGGAACUCUGCAGUCAGGCUGACCUUUAUGCCUUUGCAUUAUUUCUAUCUGCAGCGUAUAUUUGGAGUGGUUUGCUUUAAGACCUCGGUAAUAAAUGGAGGGAUUUUAGUGCUGGUAAAAAUGGUAAACACACUACUGUAACUGGUCACAAAAGAUAUAUUCUGUAUAGCCAGCAAGCAGCCUAAUUAUUUAGAAGGUGAAUUUGUCUUACUACAUGACUUUUGUUUGAAAUCAUCAGUGUGAGAAAUGUUAACCUCUACACUUUGUUGUAUACUUGUAGGAGAAUUUUUUUGUCCAUAGUGAGAACGUGUGAUCAUAGUCAUCAGCCUUGAGCAUCACCUUCCUCUUGAUGAUUUCUGCUUUGACAUUUCCAUUUACAUGCCCUGUUGCAUUCAUUGCAAAGUGAAUUUCCUCUCUAGGUAAAGCCAGUGUAAUUACAUUUUGACUAUCCUAGUUCUCCGUGGUGUUAAAAAUCUAACAUAAAACAUAAAUCUGACAUAUAAAUGUGACUACUCAGAUAUCUGUGUUCUCACUCUCCUCUGAGGUGAAGUGUUGCAUCAGACCUUUUCUGGAUAUGCCUGCCAUGAUAUGAAACACAUCCAGAAUUUCAUCUGGCUUUCACUUCCUACUUCUAAAAAGCAUAAAAGGCUUUUCUCUGAGGAUUUUUGUAGAAAGCAGCUGUUUAGUUCUACAAGUGCAGAGUCCUUUAGGUGCAUCUCUGUUUCUAAAGUUGCAUCCAAUGUUCCUUUUCUUUUAUUAAUGAACUUCUGUUUUUUCAGGGAGGGUGCACAAAUUUUCUUUAUAUCCCACAGAAGAAAUAUAACCGGCUACUGGAAUCGCCUCAGAAAUAAUAGUUCAGGGCUGUUCUGCACAUAUGCUCCUGAUUUUUUUUCCACAAUUUUUUUUAUAAAACCCCAAACAAAACUUCACACUUAUGAAGCUGGGGGAAUUAGCCAUUUAGCAUAAAACUAAUUUUAUAAUAUGCAAAUGACUGUCUUUUCAUUGAUGAUAUCCUUCGAUAUAUUACAGCCCACAAAUCUUCCUUGUCUGUGUAAUAGGAGGUGAUGCUUUUCUUCUACCUAAAUCUGACCUUUUACAUACUGAUUAAGUUAGUUCCUCUACAAGAAUGAGUAAUUUCUCAAAUAUUUUAGAAUCUUCUUUUUCUUCUAGGUAGAGAAACAGGGGGGGCUUUCCAGCCAAACAGUAUCACUUUCCUGUUGGGUAAGGAAAAAAAAACCACGAAAAUUAAUACAAAAAUCUUAAUUGAAAAUUAGAGAAUCUUAGUAGGAAGCAUAUGGGAUCAGCUGUAAUAUCAUUGAGGUAAUUUCCUGCAUAGCCCAAUUCCAUAUAGGAAGUGCUUAGGCAAUGGUUUAUUGGAUUGAUCUCUGGUUGAUCUUGACCUAAUAUAAAAAGUGGAUAUUUUGAAUAAUCAUUUCAUAUUGAAGCUAAAUGCUUAAAUUAAGCCCUGUGAUUAUAACAAAAAAAACAAACAAACGAACAAAAAAAAAAAGGCAGAAAAAUUAUAUUUGGAGACUUAGGAGUUUCUUUUGUUUUUCUUUUUCUUGAAGUACAUCCAAGCAGUUAUAAAGGAAUGCUUUGCUAAUUGAAAGUCACGAGGCUGUUCACACAAAGCUAUAUGGAAAGCAUAGCCAGUUGUUGGAGUUGACAUUUUCUGAAUGGGAUUAGAGAAACGUAAUAAGUAUGAGGUACAACCUCAGCAUUGUACAGCUGAAGGGGUAAUGAUUUAGAAUCUAUGUGAGGUCUCUUUGGAGUAGAUAUUAGUAAAGCAAAAUUGUUUGUGAACCUUGAUUUAUGAAAACCCUGAAACUUAUUGCGUUAAAAGAUGCACAAAACCAGUAGCAGUUUUAAUGUUUGUUUUGGCAUUACAUUUUGUACCAAGUUUCAGGGAAUUCUCAAUAACACUUUUAAAGCAGAUGCUGCUUCAACUGAAGAAAACUUUUGUUUGCCUGAAGUCUGUACAGUUUCUUGAUAAUUCAGAUGUUCAGAGGGCACAGAAAGUUCCAGUAUAUAUCCUCUAUGAAACGUCUUUAUGCAUCAUCUUUUAACCAUUUUCCUUAGCGAGACCAGAACGUGAAUUACUGAUGUAUUGCAUUUGCACUUAAAAACCUGAUUUCAGAGUAUGUUAAAAACCUUGAUCUAUUUUUGAUAAAAAAAGAAAUGUAGCAUUUUAAUCUGAUUUCCAUUUAAUGGUAAGGAUAUUCAUGCAGAGAAAAACAUAUAAUGGAGGUUUGAUGCAGUGAUUUUUUAAGCCAAGAAAACAGCAGGAUGGCAGUGGUAAAUCUGAAAUGAAGAUGCAUGUCUGCUCAGAAACUCUGGUUUCCUUCUGCCCUCUUUAUAUCAAAUUGGUGUCUCCAUUAUUCCAGGAUAGUACAGGUGAAGCAAGGACCAGAACUUUACCCUUUGUUCUUUAAAAGUGAAUACUGGCUUUUGCCUGGAGUGUCUUUGUCCUGUCACUUCAUUUUCUGAGGGGAAGUCAGUUAAAUGAGAAAUAUAGAAUAAGUAUUUUUAAUUAAAAUCAGAUUUAAGCUAUUCAUUAUUUUGAAAUCCUCUAUAUUAAUAGAGAUCUAGUGAAUGGAAAUUAAAGUCCUAUAUUGCAAAUACUGAACAGUGCUUAUAUAUUUUUAACAAGACCAAUAUAUAUAUGAGUAUUUAAAAUGUGUGAAGGUAAAAAUUGGAUGAUUUUUCUUGUGUUUGUAGGUUGAAAUUAAAAUUCUUAAUACCCAGUACCAAAACCCUAUAAAAGGGCUAAUGAAAAGAAAAUGUAAUCUGAUUAACAGCCUGUGUAAUACAAUCAAUGUGUGAUGUUUUUGUUCUGCAUUAUAUUUAUUAUAUGUAAGUAAACAAUAAAGAUUAUAAAUCUUA